This is a messenger RNA of Vitrella brassicaformis, 2047 nucleotides long. Lineage: Eukaryota; Vitrellaceae. The record is from the annotation of a GenBank genome assembly.
UAACCAACCAACCGACAUGAAAACAUGCACCCUAACAUGCAACACAGACGGUGUGGUUUGGAUCGGGCGUGUGUGACUGGAGUAAAAGCGGCCACUUUCCCUUCCUGCUUUUUUUCUAACAUUUUCCUCAUUAUUUCACAUUCAAUCGUACAUGUGGUCAAUGCAAGCAGCGGCGUCUCAAGAACUAGACGGUCAUAAAUUGUCGCCUUCUCAAAUGACACGUUCGCUUCGCGUGUUGCUCGUGGGCGGCGGGAGGUCAGGCAUGUCGGGACUGACGACAGAGUGUCGAAAUCCGCAACUCAGUCGUGCCAUUCAUUGCCUUGCCUUCUCGUGUGGUUCUCUUACAGUGCGAAUAUGCCCCGGUAGAACGUGUCUUUCUCCAUCAGUCGGACAAACUGCAUCUGAAAAAGGCACAGACAGACGAACACACCCACUUGACCCAUCCAUUGUUUGGGCGUGAUCUGAUCUUUACCAGUCUCAUCAGGUACACAGUGACCUCGUGCAGCACUUCCGAUCGACGGUCUAUCUGACCGCUAUACAGGUUCCUGGAUGAGCAAAACCAUGCACACACAAUGCGAGCUUACAGUCAAUUCGCGAUUUGCUUUGUGUGUCUGUGUGUGUUUCCUACAUCCACAAGACGUAUCUCAUUUGCCCAAAGACACGGUCGUUCUCGUCCCAGCAACCGUCAAGGGCCACACACAUCUGCAUGCAAUGAGAAAGGUCAAAGGCAUCCCAGCGAGCGGGACACGACCGUGACGUGUGCUUCUGCCUUCGCGGACCCCAAGUACAUAGUUCUUCAUCUCUUGGGUGGCUUGGUUGAACAGCAACUCGCGGGCCUGGGCGUCCAAACGUGAGUGCCGACCGAUUCGCAUGUCUUUCCCUUCCUCUCUCUAUGUGCGUACGCUUUCGUUGAGGAGCUUGUACUUGCAAAACUUCCACACGUCCUCCCAAAACCUCAGGUGGAGAGAGUCCUCACACUGAUGGGGAGAGGGACACACAUGAACGCACGAACACGCAAAUCAUACGCACUCCGCCCGACUUACCUCGACUUUGAGUCUCCUGUUGAGAGCGUACGCAUGGAUCAUGUACCAGUAUAUAUUCAUGGCAAAGCUGUCGCCCCAACUGACGAUGUUGAAACCUGCACAAGCAUUGCAACCAAACACAUCGACAUCUUCUCUUUCUAUCCAUCCCCUCACACAUCUGUGGUGCAUACGAUCUCUCAGCUCGGCCCUGGCAAUUUGGUCCAUCAUCGCCACCAGCCAGUGGAAGGUGAACGAAAAACUCCCGGGGAACAGCAUACACCUUUUCGCACACGGACAAAGCACAUCAAUGUGUCACAAACGGUCUGCUUGCGCUGUCUGCUGACCCACCUGUAGAUGGAGAACCCGAUCUUUCUGCCGAUGGUGUCCAGCUUGAGUCCCCUCCUCUUGAUGCACGCCUCCACCUCUGCCUCGGUGAUCUGCCAUCGAGGGUCAGCCACCAGCCUCUCGUGGUCCCUACGAAACUCCUCGAUGUCUUCCUCAGACAAUAUGAGCCGAAUGCCCUCCGCUUCCGUCUGACAUUCAUUCACACGACAGACAGGGAGGGACACGAUGGAUGGAACACAAAGAAGAUGAAUGCAGCGAGCUGCAAGAUGAAUGCAGAUGCUUUCUUACGACUCACCUCUUCCCACCAAACCUUCGGCUCUGUCUGCUCAUUCACCUCUUCCCACCAAACCUUCGGCUCUGUCUGCUCAUCCACAUCAAGGCCGUCGUCCUCUACUGCUCUUGCUGCCUGCGCCGAAUCGCCAGCGGUGCUGAAUGGACGGCGCAGGCCUCCAGACCGAUCAAAUGGCCGAAUGAGCCGCUGACUGUCGCCCCUGUGCUGGAAGGCACUGCUGCCAGGGAGAAUGAUCUUCCUCGGCGGUGGUGUGAUCGGGAAUGGCGGCUCUGUGCGGGAAGCAAGCGUCGACGACAGGCGAGUCGACAAACGCAGAGGGCUUCGCGAAGACGGCAAGAUCUUCAUCUCCCCUUUUCCCCCCCUCCUUCUUCUAACCUCGCAGCAGAUC